This is a messenger RNA of Vespa velutina, 4370 nucleotides long. RefSeq lists its product as uncharacterized. NCBI's taxonomy places the organism in Eukaryota, Metazoa, Arthropoda, Insecta, Hymenoptera, Vespidae. The transcript has 6 exons. Bases 1835 to 2827 code for a protein of 330 amino acids. The record is from RefSeq and is a predicted model, not a curated record.
UUAUUAUUAUUAUUAUUAUUAUUAUUAUAUUAUUAAUUAUUAUUAUUAUUGAGACCUUUUGUUGUAUUAUUUUCAAUAAAAUGAAUUGAAAAUAUUAUUUUUCAUCUUCCUUUUAUUUUAGCUUUUUCGAGCGGCUUCUAAAUCGUAUCGAUCGUCAAUUUCUUUAAGGAUAAAUUAAUGAUCGAGAGAAAAAGCCUUUCGAGAAGCAUCGUUAUGUAAAAGUAUUUUAUUUAAAUUAAAAAAAGCUUUACAUUCAUUUCCUCGCCAUAAUUCCUUCUAUUUUGUUUCUAUUUUCUUUUCUUUUCAUAAAAACAGUUCUCAUCUUCGUCAUUCAUAAAAUUUCAUUUCUUAUCAUUGGCCGCGUCUGUAAACAAUUUUCUUCCCAAAGCUAGAAUAUUUUUUUCUUCUUUUUAAUUGUCAAAUAUUCCUUUCAAAAACAUAAACACAAUACAUACAUACAUAUAUACAUACAUAAAUAAUCACACGCCGUGCACAAGAACAUAUAUACACACACACACACGCAGAGACACACACGCGCGCGCAGUUCUUUCUCUCCACGUUUAUACUUCUUCUUCCCACUCUCGCGUAUCUCCGCGAUGAUUUUCGUAAACUCGAAAGAACGGGGACGUCGAGAAGCGGUUUAAAAAAAUGAAAGAUAAUGCGAGGACAAAUGGAAACAGAAAGAUAAAAAGAAAGAAAACGAAAGAGAGAGAGAGAUAGAGAGAGAUAGAGAGAGAGAGAGAGAGAGAGAGAGAGAGAGAACGACGAAGAAGGUACGAAAAGAUAAGAAUGAUAAAAGUGGAAAAAAAAUAGUUUAAAAAGUCACACACACGUACACACGUUACACACAUACGCGUACACACACACACACAUACACACAUUACAAAUGUACUAGGUAAGUUCAUAACUGCGUAUUGCCUUUCUGACUUCGGUGUGAAAAUAUAUAAAUAAAAAAAAGUCAGUCGUGCCAGGACUCACGGAUUUUCGGAUUAAUCAUACAAUAUUUGUUAGUUUAGUCGGCGACAACGCGAUUGGUUGGCUCUCUGUUCCUUCCAUCAGCCUGAUUCUUCUUCUUAUUUGUCCUUUUUCAUUUAUACAUAUAUAUAUAUAUGUAUAUAUACAUGUAUAUAUAUAUAUACAUAUAUAUACGUAUACAUAUACAUAUAUACAUAUGUAUUUCUCUUUUCUUUUGAUAUGAGAAGAUCCGAUCGUAAAUGUCUUCUCGAAUAUAAAACUGUAUUAAUUUCUAUAUUAAGGCAGAUUUUCUCCCUACAGAAUUUUCUUCUCGCUCGCACUUUUUUACUUAUUCGUUUAUAAUAUUUUGUCGAGGAAGGAUCGGGCAUAUCGCAAAGACCUUUUCCACGAUAUUCCGUGAAUAAUCUCAUACCGAAAUCCGCGCGUCCAAGGCCGGCUGUGUCUGUUUCAUGUUUUUCAAUAUUUGUAAUUUAUCGAUAAAAUUAUAAAAGGUAUCGAUACAUAACAGUCUAAAGUGUGCGCUACUCUACAUAAUAUUAUUAUAUAUAAAGUAUAAAAGUAUACAUUAUAUAUAAAUAUAUAUAUAUACAUAUAUAUUAUAUAUGAGAAGUAUAAUAUAUAUAUAUUAUACACACAUUGGGAUUGGUGAAAAUAUACGGUUUUUUCGCUUUGGAGUGUUAUUUUCUGAAAAUAUUGAACAAAAUAUGGAAAAAAAAUGAAUAAAAUCAAUGAAUAAAAAACAAGCCAGACGUUUUCAGUGCGAUUCCUCUUUGCUCACUUUAUGCCCAUUGAUUUUUUUGUUUUGUUUUACAAUAUCAGUUACAUAAUGAAACAUCUUCGCUCUAUCUAUUAAUCGAAAAUGAUGCAAAAUGAAGAAAUUGAUCCGCCCAUUGAAACGGCGAACUCUUCUUCAGUUAGAUACAUGAGUACAUUACCGGAUUUUUUCAACAAUACUAUUGGAAAAACAUUGAAAAUUGAGAAUUUCAAGCCGCAAAACAUAAUCGAAGUAUUAGGAGAUUUCCUUGGUAUCGUAAACUAUAAUACAAACUUAGCAUCAUUUUGGUUUUUGGAUAUCUUAGCUCUACAGAUACUUCGAAAUAAUGACGUCUUUGAUGACUAUUCUCGUGCUAUCUUUAUCAGCUGGCUAGUAGGAGAAAUACAAUUGAUUCGAGAUAACAAAUUUUCACGUGAAAAAUUCUUCGAGGAAAUGGAAGUUUUAUUCGCUGCCACAGCUAUGAAAAUUGUUCAAGGCGAAGAGAUUCCUCAUUGGAAUCUAAUUACAUUUGGUGAUGCAGAGAUGAAAUCGGAAAUAGAAGAGGAAGAGCGAAAAUUAUCGCAAGAACACGAUUUAUCGUCUCUACAAAAUUUGGAAUCGAAAACGCAGACUCCAAUAGAAAAAAUAUCGAAGGAAGAAAUAAAAUCGGCAGAGAUGCUUUUAGACGUAAUUAUUCGAUCAACGUACGACAUGUACGCUGGCGAAGUACGUUAUACUCUCGUUUAUACGGUAUUUGUGGAACCAAUUGAGAUAAAAGUUCACAAUCUACCUUUUAGUAUUCGAAAACCCCGUCCAGUUAAAUUAAUAGGCUCCGAUACUGGACAUCUUUAUUUACGACUUCGAGAGGCUUUGCAAAAUGUCGAAGGAAAGGAUGGCAAAAAAUUGAAAUCAAAAAAAAAUCUGACAAAUACGAAGAAACAAUAUUUAGAUAAGGAAUUGGAUACAGAAUAUCCAUUACAACCAUCGAAUUCUUUAUCGGAUGAAGAGUUUAUUUCGUUGAAACGUAGUUUCAUUUUACCAUUAAUAGAAUCGAAUGAAGCUGCUGAUAUUUUUCAUUUUUAUGAACAGACAGUCUAAUUAUUGGAACAAUUUAAGAAUCAUUUAAUUAUAAAUUAGUAUGGUAUAGGCAUUGAUUUUCUUUAUUUAAUAUUCUAUUAUAUACAAUAAGAAUAUUAUCUAUUAGAAGAAACAAUUUCAGUCGAUAUCAUUGUACCCCAUUCUUCGCAUUUAAAGUCUAUUAUAUUUUUACAAUCUAAAGGAAUGUCUAAUUUAAAAAAAAUCGUAGAACUUGUAACUUUUUGCCGUGACUGUCCUAAUUGUCCAUAUUUGUUGGAACCACAACCCCAGAGUGUUUUGUCAUCUGUUAAUUAAAAAAUUAAAAAAUAUAGGAAAUUGCAUUCGACAUAAUUAAAUCGUACUAACCCAUCAUACAAAUAGUAAAUGUAUUUCCACAUUGUACUUUUUUUACAUUUAUAUCUAUGCAUUCCUCUUUAUCAUUUUUGAAAUUGAUGACUGUAGGAAUUGCUACGACUUUGGUAUCUCCGUUUGGUAUGCCUAAUUCUCCGUUUACAUUCCAUCCCCAAGUGUAAAGAUCUCCCUAAUUUUUAUAAACAAAAAUUUUACGAUUUUUUUUUUUUUUUAAUCGUUUAAGUAUUAUUAAAUUGAUUAGUAACCUGAUCUGUGACAACAGCAUUGUGCCAACCAGCAGCAGAUAUUUGCACUACGUUAAGGCCAGCCAGUGCUUCUAUUAAUUGUGGGUCAUCGCAAUCUUCUAAAUCACCGUGUCCCAAUUGUCCACGGCUAUAAUAUAAUUGUAAUAUAUAAUAUUUAAAAAUUAAUUUAUUAUGUUGAAAUAAUAAAAUUUUAUAAAUCUAUUACGUACGUUCCCAUACCCAUCGAAUAAACAUCGCCAUUUUCUGCUAACAUUAUUGUGUGAUCAAAACCACAGGAGAAAUCUACAAAUUUUAUCCUUUUUGGCAUUUCUACCAAAAUAGGAAUAUUAAAAAUACGCCCUAAAAAUAAAUGAAAAAUUUUGUUACACACUCAAUAAGGACUUACAUUGAUUCAUUUAAAUGUAUUUUAAAUAUAUUCUACCUAAAUUUGUAAGAAUAACUGUACAUCCUCCUUGUGAUAUUUUGAUAGGAUAUUCUUCUUCCAAUUCAUUGCUGAAAUUGAUAAAAUUGGGAACCUUCUUCCAAGAUUUUUCAUAAAGACGAUAUUGCCAGAUUUCAUUAGUCGUUGUUGAUAUUAUUACGCUUUCCUUUCCAGCGCCAACAAUUUUACACCUACACUAAAAAUAGCAAUUUAUUAAUGUUAUGAAUAUAUCUUACAAAUGAUAUAAUUAUUUAUUUUCUAUUUUUAUAAAAUUAUUAUCAUUACCUUCCAGAUGAUUCUGGAAUUUUUAAUAACUCUGCUGCUUUCUUGUCAUCGCUAUUGUCUACUUUUCCAAUAAUAUAUAAUUCCAAAUCUCUCCAAAGAAGGAAAUAGUUCCAACUAAUCUCCAUAUUUGUAAUAUCAGAAAAAGGAACUUUUGUGAAUUGAUCCAUUGCUAUAACAAUGUCUUCUUCUUCCGUAAAUAAUGAACUUGCAUUGAAACCAGCAUAAAAGAGCGUCAUAUUUC